CCUGGGCUCGCACACAUGACGUCAUCAGCGUGCGACAGCGCAAACUUGCGACAGAAAACAGAAGAAUCCCACGUGAACGGAGCCAUGGCGUGCGCGGAGCCGGAGGUGCAGUUCGCCCAGAAACUGGCGUCUAAUGAGAAGCCCGUGAGGAGGAAAGCGCUCAAGAAACUGCGAGCGUACAUCAGCGCCCGCUGCCGGACACACGCAGGGUUCUCAGAGGAGGAGCUGCUGAAGCUAUGGAAAGGCCUCUUCUACUGUCUGUGGAUGCAGGACAAGCUGCUCCUACAGGAGGAGCUGUCCACGCAGAUCUCAGGCCUCGUCCACCACUUCCACAGCUUCAGUGCACAGCUGCUGUUCCUGCGCACCUUCCUGACCACAGUGAAGAGGGAGUGGACCGGGAUUGACCGCCUGCGCAUGGACAAGUACUACCAGCUGGUGCGCUUCAUGUUCAGGCAGAUGUUUGAGCUGCUGCAGAGGAGCCAGUGGGACCCCAGUUGCAUUGCCCAGUUCCUGGGGCUGCUGUCGUUUGAGCUGCUGCAGGCUGGAGCACCCCCUGUAGGCUUGCAGAUGCACGUGUUGGACCUGUACCUGAGGGAGCUGGCUGUGGUCGGAGCACAGGAGCUCACUGCUGAUCAGAACCUGGUCUUUAUCGAACCCUUUAUGAAAACUGCAGCAAAGACAAAAGACCGCGCCCUGUUCAGAGCCAUCUGCAGCAGUAUCUUCAGCACCAUCAUCGACCAGGCUCCCUUUGCCAUCCAGGAGCUUCUGGAGGAGCUGGAGCAGGACUCUGACUCAGGCCAGGCCUCAGAGGACCAGGAGGAGCCUGAGGAGCAGCUCAAGACCAGAGCUGGGGCCAAAAAGACCAAAGCCGCCAAGGCCAAAGCCACAGCGCAGAUGAACGGCACAAAGUCUCACCCUGAAGAGGACGAGGAUGAUGAAGAUGAUGAGGACGAAGAGGAGGAUGACGGGCUGUCGGACUCGGAGCACCCCGUUGAUGAAGACGUGGGGCCUGUGUUACAGUUCGACUACGGAGCCGUGGCAGACAAACUCUUAGAGCUGUCCAGUCGAGGAAAUACCCCCAGCCGCAACCGUCAGAGACUCUACAAAAUCGUCAGAGUACUGCGGGACCUCAGCCAGGGGAGCUUCCCUCAGGACGAGUACCCAGAGGAGGUGUCCACAGACGAGGAUGAUGACGACUUUGGAAGCAGGAAGAGGGUGAAGAGGAAGCACACAGAGGAGGAGGAGGAGGAGGAGGAGCCAGAGCAGAAGAAGGCUAAAGGGAAGAAGAAACCCCCAAAGCCCAGCCCUGAAGCCUCCAGCUCUGUGACCAGUGAGGAGGGCAAGAAGAAGAAACGUAAGAAGAAGAAAAAAAAGAAGUCCUCACAAAGUGCAGCGGAGUCCACAGACAAAGCGUCGAUACCUGAAACAGAGACACAAGCCCCACUGGCACCGCAAGAUCAACCAGAAGAUCUGCCAGAAGACCAACCAGAGCCAGCCAAGACCCCUCAGGAGAACAACACAACACCACUGUUAAAAAAUAAGAAAAGAAAAAAGGCUAAAAAAUCUGAAGUUUUCAACGAGAAGCAUCAAAACGGACCAACUGUUGAAGAGCAAGAUAUACUGUCUGAACCCAAACCCACUGCUGCUCCUCCAGACACGCUUCAGACUGAAACAGCCAAGCACCCUACAGAGGAGGACACGGCACAAACCACCCUGAAGAAGAAGAGGAAGAAGAGGAGAACAGAGAGCUCUGAAUCAGGGCCGCAGCACGAGGAGGUCACCACGGAAACGCAGGCUGAGGACACAGUGCAGCCAGAGCCUAAAAAGAGAAAGAAAAAGGUGACGGAGAAGCUUACCAUGGAGACAGGAGCAGAGGAGACACAGCAGGAGUCCGAAGCUCCAAUGACCAGUGUGAAGGCCACCAAGAAACGGAAAGCGGCUGGACAGAAGAGGGUGCAGGAGGACACAGGGGUGGGCAAAAAGAGGAAGAAGAAGAAGAUCAUCCCAGUGGAGUUUGAGUAUGAAGCGGAGGUCCCGGCGGAGGAGACCAUAGGCAGGCCCUCAGACCCUUCUCAGACUCUCCUGAGCUCCAGGCCUCAGAAGCUCCAGAUGAACCAGACAGCUCAGCCAGACUUUGUGAGGUUCCAGAGCAGCAGUCCUCCUCCAGCUCCUCUGUUCUGCAGAGCCCUGUGCACCAAAACGAAGAGCACCACUCCCAAGUCAGACUCCAAGAAGGUGCGUUUUGGCCUGAAGAACAACCAGACGGCUGAGUUCCGGAGGACAGACCGCAGUCUGCUGCUGAGCCCAGAGGGGUCGUCCCGCGUGCCCUUUGACCCCGACCAGAAACCCAAGUGUGGAGUGCUCAAGUCCCCGCCCACCCCUUUCCCAAAACCCAAGAAGAAGAGUGGGGCUCGCGCGCGGCCCACAGCGGCAGACUUCUUUUGAACUAGAACUCUUACUGUUGUGAUCUUUAUGUUACAGAAGACAUAUUUUGAGUUUAAUAAACUUGAUCAAAUUAUUUACUAUGAGAAUCAUAAGUUUGUUGCACAAACCAUUCUGAACGAAUGAUUUUGGGUCAUGACAGUUGAGAAGACCCUGAUCCUGAGCUCCGCCCCCUGUUGU
Boleophthalmus pectinirostris (great blue-spotted mudskipper) is the source of this 2622-nucleotide messenger RNA. Its product is annotated as ribosomal RNA processing protein 1 homolog A. Gene Ontology annotation, biological process: rRNA processing. Lineage: Eukaryota; Metazoa; Chordata; Actinopteri; Gobiiformes; Gobiidae. Gene Ontology annotation, cellular component: preribosome, small subunit precursor; nucleus; preribosome, large subunit precursor. The record is from RefSeq and is a predicted model, not a curated record. Bases 16 to 2445 code for a protein of 809 amino acids. The transcript has 16 exons.